Molecule: messenger RNA, 6578 nt
Organism: Heterobilharzia americana
Lineage: Eukaryota; Metazoa; Platyhelminthes; Trematoda; Strigeidida; Schistosomatidae
Source: the annotation of a GenBank genome assembly
UGAAAAUCCCUCCCGAUCACCCUUAUUUGAUUGUAUUGACAUUUAUUUUAACAUUUUUACCCUCGUUAUGGAUGGUGUACCUUUGACCCUCGCCGGUGUAAUGUUAUUUGCUUGUUUAACUGUCUUAUUUGACUUUACACUCGGUAUUUGCCUUUGUAUGUUUGAGACUUAUUAUGAGUGUUUCACUUUCCUAUUAUGUGACGCUGGACUGUUGAUAAGGUGAUGUUGUUUUACUGCGCACGACAUUUUGUUUUGGUUCAACUUACGGUUGUGCAGUGAUUUGACUGUUUGUCUUUUGACUGUCUACUGGGAACGUUUGUUUGUUGAUUUGAUUCCUGUAGGCAGAGUUUUGAUCCCUUUUGCCGGGAAUAUUCCUAUUGACCGACAGUACGUAUUUGUACCCGAGAACGUUUUGGACUGUAUAGUUACCCAACGGCACUGUUGAGUACCACAGAUUUUGUUACGAAUCUACUAUUGAAUUACUACAAACCGUGUUUUGAUAUUUCGAUCCAACCUUUGACUGUGCGUCACUCGCGGAAGUUAGGAAGCUAUACAGUAGAACGCAGGAACUAGUCAGAUUCACGUCAGUUGGCACCGCCUAGCUAUUUCCCGCGUUCAGGCCAAGAUUAUUGGAUUCUGGCCGCUACAGUACUCAACAACCCGUCACUGCUGUACCUGGCAAUCGCAAGGUGUUCCUUGAGUCAAUUCCGGACGGGGAAGGUGACAUGUCCAUGGAUCCGACCUCAGAUACCAAGCAAGUCCCUCUUGAUGUUAUUUCAUGCCGUGGCUCUGAUAAUGGUACAGUUAUUGACUAUAGUAAGACUAGUCCUUGUAGGACCUCUGCUCAGUUGAAGGUACGACAGUUGGAUGAAAGGCAAGAGUUGGAACUUCGUGAAUUCAAGGCUAAACAAAGACAGGAAAGGUUGCGUCUGCAUAAAGAACUCAACUUAGAUGUGAAUGGGGGUUUAGGUGAUACCUUUUCCUUGGAUGAUGAUAUAAAGUGUCACAAAUCAGUUUGUCUUGGCAUUGACCCUCAUAGCAGUUCUGAUCGUGAAACGACUAGCCAGGCGAGCAGCGCAGAAAACAAAGGGGUUGCCGCUACGUUGCCUUGUGUCAGUGUUGGCCAUGAGUUACCGAAAGUAGAAUUAAGCAGCUUUGACGGACAUCCAGCCAAAUAUUGGAAGUUUAUGAGGCAGUUUGAGCUCUACGUUGUCUCUAAGGUUGAUGAUGAUGGACAGAGGCUGUUAUACUUGUUACAUUACUGUAAAGGUAAGGCCAGGGAGGCUAUAGAGGAAUGCAUUAUGUUACCACCAUCUGCUGGUUAUCGUAGGGCUCGGGAUAUACUCAACGUUUGUUUGGAAGGACUCAUGAAGUCAGCCGGGCCUUACUACAGGAUCUGAUGGAAUGCUCGAACAUAGAACAAAACGAUGCUGAGGCAAUGUCGAGGUUAGCUAUAAAAAUGGAAAACUGCGCUAUAGCCCUAGAGCAAAUGGACUAUACUGCGGACCUUAACUCCUUGAGAACUUUAGAAGGUAUAGUAAAGAAAUUGCCCCGUGUGUUACAGAUGAAAUGGGCGGAGACUGUCGAAAAGCUAACUGAAACCGAACGAGAACCUACCUUCGCAGAGUUAACGCAGUUUGUGUCAGCACGUGCGAGCAUUUUGCUAAGUAGGUUUGGACAGCUGGCAACAAGCAGUCGACGACCAGAUAGUAAAAUAGCAUGUUCCACGCAGCAGCUAGUACCCGUUGGGGGAGUCCUGAAACCUUCAUGUAUAUUUUGUGGAGGGAACCAUGUAGUCACAAAAUGUACCACAUUUCUGUCGUUACCGGUGGAUGAGAGAUGGUCGAAGGCUAAAGAAACAGGUUGUUGUUUUUCAUGUCUUAAAAGGGGCCACAGGUCCGUAGAAUGUAAAAUUCACAGGGUGUGCAGUGUAGAAGGUUGUAAAGCAUACCAUCACCCUCUGUUACACAAGAAGACCCACCACGCCGUAGGCGAACAACCGGAGAAAGGUAGUUGUGGAUGCACUGAGUCUCUCAGAGAAAGCGUGUGUUUGGGCCUACUCCCGGUACGUGUAAAGCACGGUAAUAAAGAGGUUUACGGUUAUGCUAUCUUGGACAAUGGCUCUGAUACAACUUUGAUCACGAAAAAUGUUUUGCAACUUCUAGGAUUGUCGACUGACGGCACAAAGACUAUCAUCAAAACUGUUAGUGGAAGUAGAUUGGCGGACUCAGUCAGCAAGCCUUUCGAAGUUUAUUCACUAGACGGAAACGAAUGCAUACUUAUAGAUCGAGCAGUUGUGGCAAGAGAUCUCCCAGUACGGAGACCUAAAGGGUCGAUGCGAGAAAGUAUUAAAAGGUGGCCGCAUCUGACUGACGUACCCUGGACAGAGGUGGAAGACGGGGAGGUAUUGCUGCUCAUCGGUUGCGAUGUACCUGAGGCUCACUGGGUUCUAGAUCAGAAGUUAGGGGGCAGAAAGAGCCCAUAUGCUGUGAGAUCAUUGUUGGGCUGGGUCGUGUUCGGUCCGACAAGCUUUCGUGAGCACAGGGAGAGGGUUGUGAAUUGUACGUCUCGGUCAGAUCUAUUAGUCGAUCAAUGGAAGAAAAUUUACGAUUAUGAGUUCAGCGAUUUGUACUCGGGAGAUAAGUCGUUAUCUGUCGAUGACCUAGCCGCUGUAAACAUAGUGCAGCGAGGUACUUAUUGGGAUAAUGGACAUUUCGUUGUCCCCUUGCCCUGGAAAAUGGAGUCCAAGAGAGUAUACGGUGGAUGCGAAGUAGCCAGGCGACGUUUGGAGAGUUUGAAACGCAGACUAAUAUCCUCUGAAAGCCUUCGCGAAAGCUACACUAGCGCCAUGGAAGAGACCAUCAGAAAGGGAUAUGCAGCAGUAGCUCCUGAGCCCCAGCUUGAUCCUAGCUACCGCCCACGAUGGUAUUUGCCGCAUCAUGCCGUAUUUAACCCCAAGAAACCGGGGAAGGUAAGAGUUGUGCUGGACUGCGCUGCCAAACUGUCCGGAACUUCUUUAAAUGACUUCCUGUAUCAGGGACCAGACACGACAGCGAACUUGGUUGGAAUAUUAUUGCGUUUUCGCAAAGAACUGAUUGCCCUGACGUCCGAUGUGGAAGAAAUGUUUAUGCAGGUGAAAGUCCCAGAGUUUGACCGAGGUGCUCUGCGGUUCCUAUGGUGGCCUCAGGGUGAUUUCUCGAAGGAACCUAUUGAAUAUCAAAUGACGUCACACCCAUUCGGUGCAGUGUCCUCACCGUUUUGUGCGUAUUUUGCAAUGGCCAAGACUGCCGAGACGUAUGCCAACGAUUAUGAUAGUUAUGUGGUGGAAGCAGUGAAGCAUAACUUUUAUGUUGAUGAUUGCCUAGUGUCCUUUGCAAGCCCAGGUGAGGCAAAAACGUUCGUAAAACAGUCCACUGAGUUGUUGUUACGUGGUGGCUUUAAAUUGAAGAAGUGGGUGACUAAUUCAGAGGCAGUGAGAGUAGUUCUUCCUGGUCUGAGCCACACAGAGAACUCAGUCGACUUACGUGUUAGUCAAGGCUCAAUCCACAGGGCCCUAGGUUUGGAAUGGGACACCAUGCAUGAUGUUUUUAAGUUCCGAUUUGAACCCGUCGAAAAACCCUUCACGAAGAGAGGACUACUAUCCACCGUCUCAGCUCUUUUUGACCCACUAGGCCUCAUCGCCCCAGUUUGUCUUCCGGCCAAGCAGCUAUUGCAGAAUCUUUGCAAAUCUCAUGCUGGUUGGGAUACACCCCUGAGUUCCAAUGACCUAUCCCUAUGGAUGGAUUGGAUGAGGUUCAUGAAGAAUCUUGGGCAAAUCUCCGUACCCAGAAGUAUCAAGAAGGAGGAUAAGAGUGAGAUGAGUAAGAUUGAGUUGCACUUAUUUUGCGAUGCCUCUGAAUCUGGUUAUGGAGCGGUGGCUUAUUCGUGGAACGUUCCAAAAAACACGCCACCCUACAGCAUACUGCUUUAUAGCAAAUCCCGGGUUGCCCCUCUGAAAACGGUGACAGUGCCGAGAUUAGAGUUAGCUGCGGCAGUAUUGAGUGUACGAAUGAGUGAAAUUUUGAGGAAGAACCUCCCAAAUAGCUUUGACAAGACUUAUUUUUGGACAGAUUCUAUGAUUGUUUUGUACUAUAUUAGAAAUACAGAGAGUCGGUAUAGUACGUUUGUGGCCAACCGUCUAGCCAUUAUUCACCAGUAUUCAUCCCCAAAUCAGUGGGGGUACGUUAAAUCUGAAGAGAAUCCCGCAGAUUGGACAUCAAGAGGCAUACGAAAAGCGUGUGAAUUAGCGUCUUGGAUUCAGGGCCCCUCUUUUCUGGGAACCCGACAGUUUUCAAGUACCACAGACCUCUGCUGGAAGGAACCACCGAAAAAUGUCGAAUUGAAGAGGUCGGUCCGAACAAACACAAACGUUACUGAGCUCACUGCUGAUCCGAUUUUGGCGUAUCAUUCGGACUGGGUGAGGCUGAUUAAAGCUGUGGCAUGGCUUAAGAGAUAUGUGGUCUACAUAUCCGUUAUGUAUUCGCGUCGCCAAGGUGUGUCACUGAAUGUUGGCUAUCUAACAGCCGAUGAACUGGAAGCUGCUAGACAUAAAGUAUUAUGUAUGGUACAACAGGAGGUAUAUGGAGAAUUAAUAAAGGAACUCCGAGAAAAGGGUAGUUGUGAGACUGAAGAAGGUGAAUUGCAAAGGUUGUCACCUAUACUUGUGGAUGGAUUGGUCUGCGUCGGUGGGAGGUUGAACUAUUCCGACUACCCACUUACUUUUAAGCAUCCGGUUAUCCUCCCCAGACAUCACUUCGUGACUGAGCUGAUCAUAAGGCAUUAUCAUAUUAUAGAAGGACAUACUGGUACUUCGCAAGUCCUGGCCACUCUACGAAGAAACUAUUGGAUAAUUAAGGGGAUCAGUGCGGUCAAACGGGUGAUAAGAAAGUGCAUAGAGUGCCGACGAUUGAAAGCUGCACUGGGUCAGCAGAUGAUGGCCCCUUUACCGGUCUGUCGCGUGCAGAAAGGAUGGUUUUGCUUCUCAUCAGUGGGAAUUGAUUAUUUUGGACCACUCAUGGUUCGCCAGGGAAGGAGAGAGGAAAAGAGGUACGGGUGUGUGUUUACUUGUCUCCAGACGCGAGCCAUACAUUUAGAGGUAGCUUUCAACCUAGGCACCGACGCCUUUAUAAUGGCUGUAAUGAGGUUCAUAGGAAGAAGAGGAACACCUGCAGAGAUAUACAGUGAUAAUGGUUCCAACUUUGUUGGAGCGAUUUCGGAACUAAGACAACUGGUGAGUGUGUGGGAUAGACGACGAAUCAAUGAUGCCAUGGUGUCAAAGGGGAUACGAUGGAGUUUCAACCCCCCGCAAGCGAGUCAUCGAGGUGGGAUAUGGGAAAGGAUGAUACGUUCUGUACGCAGGUUAUUGAUGGUCAUAUCCAAAGAGCAGACUCUGCAUGAUGAUACAUUAGCCACCUACUUCGUGGAAAUAGAAAGAAUUUUGAACAAUCGUCCUAUUGUUCCCAUGACGACCGACCCAAAAGACGAGUUAGCUCUCACUCCCAAUAGCUUAUUGUUAUUGAGAGAUAGUGGAGGAAUAGUCGUGGAGGGCACUAUUGCCGAUAAUUACGUCAGACGUUGGAAACAAGUUAAUUACUUAGCUGACGUAUUUUGGCGCCGAUGGAUGAAAGAGUAUCUACCAUGCUUGCAAACUCGUCAGAAGUGGUUGGGAAGGAAAAGAAAUUUCAAGGAGGGAGAUGUGGUGAUUGUGGCCUCUGAAAAAACACCACGUGGUUCCUGGCCUUUGGGAGUGAUCGAAACAUGCGAGAAGGACGAAGACGAUUUAGUAAGAACUGUGAUGGUGCGUAUGAAGGAAGGUACCGUGAGAAGAGAUAUAAGAAAGCUUUGUCUUCUUGAGGGAGUAGAAGAAAGAUAGAGUAUGCAGACAGCUAGGUAGAUAGAGCCACGGCUGAAUACACAGAGGUGUUUUGCGUGUCUGGAGGGAUUUUGGUGGCCGGUGUAAAGGAAAAAUGAUCUGAAAAUCCCUCCCGAUCACCCUUAUUUGAUUGUAUUGACAUUUAUUUUAACAUUUUUACCCUCGUUAUGGAUGGUGUACCUUUGACCCUCGCCGGUGUAAUGUUAUUUGCUUGUUUAACUGUCUUAUUUGACUUUACACUCGGUAUUUGCCUUUGUAUGUUUGAGACUUAUUAUGAGUGUUUCACUUUCCUAUUAUGUGACGCUGGACUGUUGAUAAGGUGAUGUUGUUUUACUGCGCACGACAUUUUGUUUUGGUUCAACUUACGGUUGUGCAGUGAUUUGACUGUUUGUCUUUUGACUGUCUACUGGGAACGUUUGUUUGUUGAUUUGAUUCCUGUAGGCAGAGUUUUGAUCCCUUUUGCCGGGAAUAUUCCUAUUGACCGACAGGUAUUUAACAGUUGUAUUUUUUAACCAGUUUUUACCGUGUAGUACGUAUUUGUACCCGAGAACGUUUUGGACUGUAUAGUUACCCAACGGCACUGUUGAGGUAUUUUUGUAAUUUGACAUAACUUAUUGUUGCUUUGAUAGUACCACAGAUUUUGUUACGAAUCUACUAUUGAAUUACU